Mytilus trossulus (common blue mussel) is the source of this 751-nucleotide messenger RNA. RefSeq lists its product as uncharacterized. Bases 71 to 751 code for a protein of 226 amino acids. Lineage: Eukaryota; Metazoa; Mollusca; Bivalvia; Mytilida; Mytilidae. The transcript is spliced from 6 exons. The record is from RefSeq and is a predicted model, not a curated record.
CAACCUUCCUCAGAUAGUUAGAAAAUCUGUCUUGUUCAGGUACACGUAACUUAAUUUCAGUAACUAAAACAUGAAUGAACUGGUAAUGACUGUAAGGAAUACAGAAAACGAAGCCUACAGAGAAUAUCCAGUGAAUAGAUUGAGGCUUUUUGGUGGAAUACACAUAAGCAUUGGUGUAUUAUCUAUAAUACUUGGUAUUACUGCAAUAAUCAUUGACAUUAUAACUAUGAGUAAAGAUUGCUACAUUUAUGAAAAUGGCACUGAGUAUUACGACAAAUUUUGUGAUGAUUAUUCGUUUGAGACACAAUCAUUCAUAUUUUUUGACAUCUUAUGUUUCCUGUUUUCUGGAUGGUUUAUAUUGACUGGAUGCUUUCCAUUUUGCAUGACCCAAAAACGUCAAAGUAGUUGGAGGUGUUUGAAAAAAGCGUUUAUGGUGUGUAGUAUUGUCGGAGCAUCUACAUUUGUACCAACCGUAUUUAGUUUUGGAGUGAUCGGAACUUCAAGAGCAAACUUUGAAGGACAAAGAACUGGUGCUAUAGCCUUGUCGUACUGCUUUGCAGUGUUGGGUUUUGUUGAAUUUGUAAUAGCAAUAGCCGCAGCAUCCUUCUGUUGUUGCUGUACACCAUGGGAAAAGACUGAUAGGUCAGAAGUAUAUAUCAAUUCUGGACAGCACACACAUAUAGUAGGAAUGCCAAAUACAAGAUAUAAUCAAUCGGAACAUGGACAGGACGGAUUUACAAUGCGUAGUUGA